AUGUCCGCCAAGCUAUCUGACAAGGAAAAGAGCAUUGUCGAGAUCGGAGAAGUCGAAGAUCAAUUCGAAAGUUCGUCCAGCGUCCCAGCAUUUGCUGAACCGACUUCUGAAGAAAAGACCAAGCUUCGGAAGAUCAUUGGUUACCCUAAAUGGUACAUUUAUCUCAUCUGUUUGAUCGAGUUCGCUGAAAGAGCCUCCUACUAUAGUACUAGUGGCGUGUUAUCAAACUUCAUUCAACAACCACUUCCCGCUGGCGGUAAUGGUGCUGGUGCUCCACCUAGAAACUCCGAACUGACUGCAGGUGCUCUUGGAAUGGGCCUUCAAGUUUCGACGGCUCUCAAUCUCUUGCUUACUUUCCUCGCUUACUGCUUUCCUUUAGUAACUGGUUACAUCGCUGACCGUUACUGGAGCAGAAUGAAGAUGUUGUGGAUCGGUGUUUGGAUUGGUGUCGUCUCACACAUUUUAUUUAUCAUCGGGGCAAUUCCCUCCGUGCUCAAGAACAGCGGUCCCGCUUUGGCUCCUUGUUUGAUUGGUAUCAUUACUCUGGCCAUAGCUACAUCAUUUAUCAAGCCGGUUUUGUUGCCCACUUUGUUAUCGCAGUACCCACACCAAACUGAUGUUGUCAAAACUCUGCCAACUGGUGAAAGGGUUAUUAUCGACCGUGAUGCUAGUUUGCAAAGAAUGACCAUGACUUUUUACUGGAGUAUAAACGUUGGUGGGUUCAUGGCUGUUGCGACAAGUUAUGCUGCAAGAAACAUUGGUUAUUGGUUGGCUUUCUUGAUUCCUAUGAUCCUAUACUUGAUUAUGCCAGUUGUUUUGAUAUUUUUGAAACGCCACAUCGAUGACGAGCCCCCCUCUGGAAGAUCCAUGGUUGCUGACUGCUUGAAGGUCUUGAAGGUAUGUUUCGAAGGUGGUUGGGUGCAAAGAUACAGAUCCGGAAGCUUCUGGGAGUAUGCGAAGCCAUCUAACUUGAGGACAAUGGGUAGAGACGGCUGGAGAAAGAACAAGCCUGGUUUCUAUCCAGAACAAUUAGUUCAAGAUGCUCGUGUAACCAUCAGUGCCUGUGUCAUAUUUUUGUACUACGUGAUCUACAACAUCAAUGACAACGGGAUCUCUUCGAUGUUGGUCUCUCAAAGUGCAUCCAUGACUUCAAACGGCGUCCCCAACGAUUUGAUCAGUAACUUUAACCCAUUGUGCAUUAUUAUUUUUAUGCCAAUCCUUGACUGGAUUGUCUAUCCUAUUUUGCGUAAGAUGAAGAUCAAUUUUAAGCCGGUCUACCGAAUCUUUGCUGGAUUUAUGGUCGCAGCUUUGUCGCAAGUAGCAGGUGCCAUCACCCAAAAAGCCGUUUACGACACUUCUCCUUGUGGAAACUUUGCAACUACUUGUGAAGAGAAGUCCCCUAUUUCGAUGUGGGUAACUGCGGUUCAAUAUGCUAUGACUGGCUUCAGUGAGUGUUUGGCCAUGACUACAGGGUAUGAAAUUGCUUUUGAAAGGUCUCCUCCCCAAAUGAAGAGUUUUGUCAUGGCCUUGUUCCUGUUUACCACUGCUCUAUCCGCGGCCUUGUCUGAAAUUAUCACACCAUCUUUGGUCGACCCACACUUAGUUAUUCCGUUCGCGGUCUUGGCUUGCCUUGGUGCUGUUUUUGCAUGUAUAUUCUUGUGGAGAUACUGGAACUUGGACAAGGUUAUGGAAGCAGAAAGACUUGAGAGGUUGGCUAUGGUUCAAAACGACGAUGCAAACUACAUUGGUAGUGUGUAUUCCCAGGGCCAUGUUGAACUCCCAAGAGCUGUCGAGUUGGAUAAGGUUCUCAGUGUCACCUCAGCAGCUACUCAUAAAGACUGA
Lachancea dasiensis is the source of this 1842-nucleotide messenger RNA. Lineage: Eukaryota; Fungi; Ascomycota; Saccharomycetes; Saccharomycetales; Saccharomycetaceae. The record is from the annotation of a GenBank genome assembly.